Molecule: messenger RNA, 1866 nt
Organism: Penicillium olsonii
Lineage: Eukaryota; Fungi; Ascomycota; Eurotiomycetes; Eurotiales; Aspergillaceae
Source: the annotation of a GenBank genome assembly
AUGGGCUGUACCACUGCAGACAAAGAUGCCCAGUUUAUAGGGAUCUGGAGGAUUUCCCGCCACUUUGGGGCGACGAAGUAUGCCGCUACAUCACUUGGGAAGAAUCAACGAAGUAACCAUGCACUACAGAUCGAAUACCUUCUUGUUUCAUUGGAUCGACAGAACAAAACAGCUACAGUGUCAUUGAAACAGCCAGAAAUUUUGAAGAAAUGGGAGGAAUUAUAUCAAAACUCGCAGAUGACAUCUGAGCUACAUCCUGAGUCAAUGAUAUUCAUGGUGGAAGGGGUAGCCGAGCCCCCAUACGGAGACAACUUCAAAUCGAUGCUGCCGGUGGAAAAGGACAUGAGAGAUCGCCGGGCUGCACUUCAGGCCUGCCUGGGGUUGGACGAAUUGCCACUUACUAUUCCUAUGUUCCCCCGGCUCGGGGCAGGAAAGUUCACCACCCCCGAGCCCAUGAGCAGCAAAAGAUUAUACUCGCACGCCAUGUCAGAAGAUCUCUUUAGCCAUUUCGAACGUUCCAAAGUAUUGUCCGAUAAUCUGCGAGGUCGCCGGGGCACUAUUGCAGGAGCAAACAUCCCGGUGUUCCAAGACAAGAACACCGCGCGGUCGUUAAAGGACCAGUCUUUGGAUUGGAGUCACAUAAAGGAAGAAACGCCAGCCUCUUUCCCCGGCCCAGCUCCCAACUGCGUAUAUGUCGACCAUUUCUCGUGGAGCGGUGGAGCCUGUGGGCUACAGGCUACCUUCCAAGCAAAGAACAUACGCGAAGCACGGUCAUUACAUGAUCAACUGUGUCCGUUAAGCUCUCUCAUGCUGGCUCUCACAGCGGGGAGCCCUUGUUACAAGGGCUAUUUGGUCGACACUGAUUGUCGCUGGCACGUUACCAAUGCGCUGAAUGACGAUCGUUCAAUGGAAGAGAUAACGAGUCAGAGCAAAAUGGGCGAGAACUCGAUCGCAUCACAAAUGCGGUGGUCAUUUAGUCCCAUGUAUGCCGGGCAUGGUGACAAUAAACUCGGCGAAUACCAAUCAUAUGGCAAUGGGAAUACAGAAGACCUAGCCUUGCUCGAGAAGGCAGGAAUGGACACUGAUCUCGCUCGAUUUUUCGCCCAUAUGCUAAAAUUCGACCACUUAGUCGUGGACCCGAAUCAUCUUGAGCCCGAUUCCCCAUCCGAUACAUACCACUUCCGUGCUCUGAUCGGUAGUAUGUGGCCCGAUAUCCGCUUCAAACCCCCGCCAGAUGGAAGUGAUAUCGGAUGGCGCGUGGAAUUCCGUCCGAUGGAGGUACAAAUGACUGAUUUCGAAAAUGCCGCCUUCGUCGUCUUCAUGGCAUUGAUGCGUCGGGCCAUUUCAUACUUCGAUCUGAAUUUCUAUCUGCCCAUGGAACUUGUUGCCGAGAACAUGCGACGAGCCGUGAUGAGAGACGCGGUCAACCAACAAAAAUUCUGGUUCAGGGAGAAUGUACUACCAGGGGAAUGUCCUCCAGGCUCGCCUUUGUCUGGUCACGAGACCGACGACUCAAACUCGGGUGAUGGGCAUAGGGAAAUGAGCCUGAAGGAAAUUAUGUGCGGCUCUGAUGAGAAUCCACGGGGCUCGUCUGAUCCCUUCCCUGGAUUGAUAUACCUGGUUCACUCCAUGCUUGAUGCCGUCAAUCUUGACCGCCAUACCAGAAAUGUCCUUGAUGGCUAUUUGGAAUUCGUGGCUAAAAGGGCCUCGGGAGAGCUAUGGACGACGGCGAAGUGGAUGAGGCACUUUGUCCAGACACACGACAAAUACCAAGCAGACAGCGUGGUCUCGGAGGAAAUUUGUUAUGACUUAAUCUGUGCGAUCGAGGAUAUCACGAUGGGUAGGGCGCGUGGACCUACUUUUUAG